AUGGCUGAGGCAGGAAACGCUCUCGCGGAGCAAAACACCGAGCUCGUCACUUGCAUCGAGGACUUGAGGACGAAGCGCGAGGAAAUCCAGGAGCAGAUUUCCACCGAGGAGGAGGAGAAGGCGAAGGUCCAGAACGACUUGACCGUGCUCUCCAAGCGCCUCACGACGCUGAACGAUUCCAUCGCUCGCAAGGUUGCCGCGAGGACGGAUUACGAUAAGACGAUCCAGGAGACGGAGGCUGCGUACAACAAGAUUCUCGAAAGCUCGAUGACGCUGCUCACGGUGUUGAAGCGGGAGAGCGUGGGCUUGGAGAAGAAGGGCGGCGAGCCUGUUCCUCCGGCGGAGUAA
Messenger RNA from Micromonas pusilla CCMP1545, 348 nucleotides. It is a transcript of the gene DIP, whose product is annotated as deflagellation inducible protein, 13KD. The transcript is spliced from 2 exons. Gene Ontology annotation, cellular component: centrosome; ciliary basal body. NCBI's taxonomy places the organism in Eukaryota, Viridiplantae, Chlorophyta, Mamiellophyceae, Mamiellales, Mamiellaceae. The coding region runs from base 1 to 348 and encodes 115 amino acids. The record is from RefSeq and is a predicted model, not a curated record.